AUGGCUAGAUUCAGCGCCAGGCGACCUGGCGAGCCUCCCCUGGACCUGGGUCAUAUCCCCUGGUUGGGCUAUGCCUUGGAGUUUGGAAAAGAUGCUGCCAGCUUCCUCACCAGGAUGAAGGAGAAGCAUGGUGAUAUCUUUACUGUGCUGGUGGGGGGCAGGUAUGUCACUGUCCUCCUGGACCCACACUCCUACGACUCGGUGGUGUGGGAGCCUCACACCAACUUGGAUUUCCACGCCUAUGCCGUCUUCCUCAUGGAGAGGAUUUUUGAUGUGCAGCUUCCGCACUACAACCCCAGCGAUGAAAAGGCCAAGAUGAAACCGACCCUCCUCCACAGAGACCUGCAGUCGCUCACAGAAGCCAUGUAUAUCAACCUCCGCACUGUCCUGCUGGGCGACACCGCAGAAGAGGGCAGUGGCUGGCAUGAGAUGGGUCUCCUCGAUUUCUCUUACAGCUUCUUGCUCAGGGCCGGCUACCUGACUCUGUACGGAGUCGAGGCGCUGCCACGGACCCAUCAGAGCCAGGCCCAGGACCGCGCCCACUCAGCGGACCUCUUCCACGCCUUCCGCCAGCUCGACCUGCUGCUCCCCAAAUUGGCGCGUGGCUCCCUGUCCGUGGGGGACAAGGACCGUGCGUGCAAAGUCAAAGCCCGCCUGUGGAAGCUGCUGUCCCCAGUGAGGCUGGCCACCCGCGCCCACCGGAGCGCCUGGCUGGAGAGUUACCUGCGGCACCUGGAGGAGCUGGGCGUGUCCGAGGAGAUGCAGGCGCGGGCCAUGGUGCUGCAGCUCUGGGCCACGCAGGGGAACAUGGGCCCAGCUGCCUUCUGGCUUCUGCUCUUCCUCCUCAAGAAUCCCCAGGCCCUGGCUGCCGUCCGUGAAGAACUCGAGAACGUCCUGUGCCGAGCAGAGCAGCCUAUCUCGCAGAUGACCACCCUGCCACAGAAGGUUUUAGACAACAUGCCUGUGCUCGACAGCGUGCUGAGUGAGAGCCUCAGGCUCACGGCCGCGCCCUUCAUCACCCGCGAGGUCGUGGUGGACCUGACCAUGCCCAUGGCAGACGGGCGGGAAUUCACCCUGCGACGUGGUGACCGCCUCCUCCUCUUUCCAUUCCUGAGUCCCCAGAAGGAUCCAGAAAUCUAUACAGACCCAGAGGUAUUUAAAUACAACCGAUUCCUGAAUCCUGAUGGAUCAGAGAAGAAAGACUUUUACAAGGAUGGGAAGCGACUGAAGAAUUAUAGCAUGCCCUGGGGAGCAGGGCACAACCAGUGCCUGGGGAGGGGCUACGCCAUCAGCAGCAUCAAACAAUUCGUGUUCCUUGUGCUGACGCACUUUGACCUGGAGCUGGUCAACCCCAAUGUGGAGAUCCCCGAGUUUGACCUCAGCAGAUACGGCUUCGGGCUGAUGCAGCCGGAACAUGACGUGCCCAUCCGUUACUGCAUCCGGCCGUGAGCAGACCAGGCUCCACAUGCUCGCCCCCACCCAGCCCGCGCCCCAAUCGCCCAACUUUCUGUGCCCACAUCCGGCCUGGGUGCAGA
Messenger RNA from Miniopterus natalensis, 1535 nucleotides. NCBI's taxonomy places the organism in Eukaryota, Metazoa, Chordata, Mammalia, Chiroptera, Miniopteridae. The record is from RefSeq and is a predicted model, not a curated record.